Molecule: messenger RNA, 1237 nt
Organism: Pseudoliparis swirei
Lineage: Eukaryota; Metazoa; Chordata; Actinopteri; Perciformes; Liparidae
Gene: ap1s3b
Product: adaptor related protein complex 1 subunit sigma 3b
Exons: 6
Coding region: 126-596 (156 amino acids)
Biological process (GO): vesicle-mediated transport; intracellular protein transport
Cellular component (GO): membrane coat; AP-1 adaptor complex; intracellular membrane-bounded organelle
Molecular function (GO): clathrin-cargo adaptor activity
Source: RefSeq, a predicted model, not a curated record
UGAGCGACGGGUUGAGAAUGUGUUCAGCCGGACCUGUUGACUCUCUGUGAGAGUUGAAGUAGUUUAUUUCCCCUUUAUUUGUCUUCUCUUUUGAUCGCGUCCACAGCUCCUGGUGCGGCGUCACAAUGAUACGCUUCCUGCUCCUCUUCAGUCGCCAGGGGAAGCUGCGUCUGCAGAAGUGGUUCACGGCCAUUUCAGAACGCGAGAAAAAGAAAAUCAUCAGGGACUUAACCACAAUGGUGUUGGCACGGCAACCACGCUCCUGUAACUUCCUGCACUGGAGAGAUCUGAAGAUAAUUUACAAGAGGUAUGCCAGCUUGUAUUUCUGCUUGGCGAUAGAGAACCAGGAGAACGAGCUGAUUGCCCUGGAGGUUAUCCAUCGCUACGUGGAGCUGCUGGACAUAUACUUUGGCAAUGUGUGUGAGCUGGACAUAAUAUUUAACUUUGAGAAGGCCUAUUUUAUCCUGGAUGAGUUUCUUAUCGGAGGGGAAGUACAAGAAACGUCCAAACAAAUGGUGAAUCGCUCCAUUGAAGCCUCAGACAUGUUACAAGAGGAUGACAGCAGUGAUUGGUUUGAGGUGGAGCUGUUUGGAUGACCUUGAAUAUGGACAGAAAGACCAUGGAGGAGUAUAUGAGCAAACCUGCAUUUUAACCCCUGAGAUAAAGAGCACGACAAGGAACCGCCGGGAGGAGGAACACAAUCGGAGUCAAAGACGUUUCUGGAUAUGGAGUUGUGUCUUUAUUCUGUUGAACAUUUUCCAAAGAUGAAACGGGCUUAUUGAAUGUUGUCUUCCCUUCUGUCUGAAGCUUUGCUGCAGUGUAACUGCAUUUAAGUCUGAUAUUUGUUCAGCCGUUCACUCAAUUUAAGGAAGGUGGGGUGGGGGGGGGGGCUUUUGCUCACAUUGAUUGCUUAUUGUAAAGGAAGUAGACAUAGGAUAUGGGGCGUAUUAUAGGUUCGUACAUUUGUUGUGUUUUUCAUGUAUUAAUAUGUUGGAAUUUAAUGAUUUUAUUCCAACAACACUAAUGAUAAUAUGCAACUCCAGUUAAUAUUUGAAAUAGAUUCGGACAGAUUGGAGUGAGUCUGAUUAUGAUGAAUUUCUUACUCUUUUUAAGCUUCUUUAACAUGUGUGGAAACACUCGUUUUUAAAAAGAGAUGUCGCUUUUGUGAGUGAAUAUCCCUAUUUAUCAUGUGCAAUUCAUGACGUAAUGAUUAAAGCGUGUAUUUUGAUAAAAAGUC